Molecule: messenger RNA, 189 nt
Organism: Fusarium venenatum
Lineage: Eukaryota; Fungi; Ascomycota; Sordariomycetes; Hypocreales; Nectriaceae
Source: RefSeq, a predicted model, not a curated record
AUGGCCGGAACGAGUGUCGACGAAGCCCAAAACUAUUGUCUCAAGAGAAGGAAGAGAGACGACACUGCAUCUGCUCAGAAGCAACGAGAGCUUUUGAACAGAAGACGAAAGUCGGCGUCGGUGAGAGGACGGCACAAAUUUGGAGGGAAAGAGGAACCAAAAGAGGGAGAGGAAGAGAGAGAGGGAUGA